Molecule: messenger RNA, 1083 nt
Organism: Drosophila kikkawai
Lineage: Eukaryota; Metazoa; Arthropoda; Insecta; Diptera; Drosophilidae
Gene: Bdbt
Product: Bride of doubletime
Molecular function (GO): protein binding
Source: RefSeq, a predicted model, not a curated record
AACUAGUGGAAAUGAUGUAUUAUUGGAUUUUUAGUGGGUCAGUGACAGUUUAGCCUGAUUUCCCGUGCACCACCUGGUCACUCUGAAGAACCUAAGGCGAAAUAAAUAGCUUUUAACUAUUUCCUCGAUCCUUUUUUUCGCUUUAAACUUCCACGAUGGACUGGUAUGUGGGCACAGAAUGGGAGGAUAAAGGCCGAGGCCUUACCAAGAAAGUGCUUGCCUUCCAGCUGAGCGACAUGGAGAAGCCAACGGCGUGCAGCACCUUGCAGUUCAGUGUCAACAAGAAAUGCGCCAAUUUGGGUGAGCGGCCCAGCAAGUACUUGGCGAGCGAUGAAACCACGGCGUAUCCUCAACAACACUCCCUGGAAAUGGGCCGAGCCGUGUACCCAGUGGAUUGUUAUGUCGAGAUUUUGCUGCAGCAGUUCCUUCCCGGUGAAACAGCCGCCUGCAGCAUCCUGACCAAAAAUGGCGUUCGGAUCGAGUUCGAGAUGAGACUGGACAAGAUAGUGAAGAACACGCAGGUGGAGAAGCUGGACGCAGCGGGUAUGUAUGACCUGGCGCUGCGUCUCAAGGAGAGUGGCGUGGCCACAUUCAAAUCCUAUCCGAAAUUCGCAUUUGAUUACUUUGCGCGGGCCGCAAAGCUGCUGAUCACAUACAAACCCUUCGACAAGUUGACCAAGAGGGAGAACGGCAUUAACGGAAGUACAGUCGAGGAGCUCUUUAUCCAGAUACAGACCAACCUGGCCGCCUGCCUGCUGCUGGAGAAGCGCUACGAGCACGUCAUCUACCACACGCAAUUCGUGGAAACGGCGGAGAGUCCCAGUGAGAAAAGCAUUUACCGGCGCGCAUUGGCCUUCUACCACCUGAAGGAGUUUGCCAAGGCACAGGCCACCAUCGAGCGGGUGCCCAACUACGAGGAGAAGCGCGAGUUCAGCAAGCUGCGGGACAACAUUGCUGCCAGCUGGAAGGAUAGCAACACCCACUACAAGGAGGUGGUACAGCGUAUGUUCAGCUAGUUCUCAUUGUUACCAUUAUCUCAGCCAACCGACAAGUGGUCUGUUUAUAAAAUAGCUUAUAUUUAAA